Neltuma alba is the source of this 3237-nucleotide messenger RNA. Its product is annotated as GBF-interacting protein 1-like. The coding region runs from base 216 to 2801 and encodes 861 amino acids. Gene Ontology annotation, molecular function: protein binding. The transcript has 10 exons. Lineage: Eukaryota; Viridiplantae; Streptophyta; Magnoliopsida; Fabales; Fabaceae. The record is from RefSeq and is a predicted model, not a curated record.
AGGUGGGAGUGAGUGAGAAGGGGUUUUCGUUUUCGCCUUUUUUUCGGUUCAAAGCGAGAGAGAGAGCUUCGGUUUCAUCAUCAUCAUCAUCUUCUCCGUCGUGCGGCGCAACCCUAGAAAGUCCCGUAGUAAGCGAGCCCUCUGGGGCGUUCGCAGAUCUGGGGUUGGUCACAGAAUCAGAGAAGAGGGUAAGGGAGAGGGGGGAGGAGUGGAGGAUGAGUGGCAAAGGCGGUGGAGGCGGCGGCAACGGAAAGAAAAGUAAUGGAUUAGCCGGGGUUCCUUCGGCGUCGAGGAAGGUGGUACAGAGCUUGAAGGAGAUUGUCAGUAAUUUUCCUGAGCAUGAGAUCUAUGCUAUGCUUAGAGAGUGUAAUAUGGACCCCAAUGAAGCUGUCAGUCGCCUCCUCUCCCAAGAUCCUUUUCAUGAGGUGAAAAGCAAACGGGAAAAGAAAAAAGAGAAUAAGGACAUACCUGAUUCCAGGUCUCGUGCAACAAAUUACUCAUCCAGUCGCGGUGGUAGGGCUGGCACAGAUCGUUAUGCUGGACGUGCUGGCACAAAUCAAUUCAAUAGCAGUGCUACUGAUUCUGGUCUCCUGCAGGGAAGACCUGGGUACAAGAAAGAAAAUGGGACGAAUGCUCCUGGAGCUCCUACAUCUUCUUCUGGCAUCUUGGGGAAUAAUGUGAACUGGCAAUUGCCGUCUCACAGUGAUUCUGUGGCGAGUGAAUUAUGUGGGGGUGAUGGACUAUCUUCAUCAUCACAACAUGGGGGAUUGCAAUCCGCAUGGAUGGGGGUCCCAGGUCAAGUAUCAAUGGCCGAUAUUGUCAAGAUGGGUAGGCCACAGGCCAAGGCUUCUGUUCCUAGUUCUUCCAUUAACAGUAACCAUCAUAAUGUUUUGGUACCUCCAUCUGCAUCACAUCAGAGCUUGCACUCAUUGCAUGUGUCAGAGGCAAAUGCUGAUCAAGGCUUUUCUGUUAGCCAUGAUCGUCAGAAUGAUGAAUGGCCUUCUAUUGAGCACCAAUCAAGUGCUAAUGCUUCCUCUAUCACUGGUGCGCUUCUGAAUUCAGAGUACUACGGAAUCCCAACUAACUUGGAUGAAGCUAAUCGGCAGCAAAAGUCCCAUGUAGAAGAACAUUUAGCUGACGAUGUUCCUCUUGAGACUACAGACAAUGUUGAACCUGCUUCUAUUUCUGCUACAUCUGAGGAUAAUGGUGGAGGUGCAUCUGUUUUUGAUGAUAACUUGUACGAGGAUAAAAGUCCUUACCAACAUCACCGACAUUCUUUUAAUAAUAAUGAAGCAGAAGAUGGUGUUUCCUCAAUGUCUGCACACUUGGAGCAGCUGAAUUUACAGAAAGAUGAUCAGGUGGAAGAACCAGAGGAGGAAACUGAUUCUGUUGUGAUUCCAGAUCACCUGCAACUCCAUAAUCCAGAAUGCUUGAAUUUGAGCUUUGGGAGUUUUGGAUCGGGAACAAAUGCUGCCUUUCCUUCUUCUGGGCCAUAUGCGUGUGGGCCUGUGAAAAGUAACUCAGAGGAGACUUCUGGAGCUACCGAUGCUGCAACAAUUGGUCCAUCAGAUUCUAGGAAUUCUGACUAUUAUGAGGAUGAACAUCUCACUAGUACCUCUGAUGGAAACUUGGUUCAAAGGACUGAUGUGACUGCUGGGUCUUAUGGGUCUCCUUCCAUUUCACAACCAGAGGUGUUAAAAGCAGAGUCUCCUCCUGAGGCUGUUCAGGGGAAUCAAUAUUCAUUCCCCUCAUCUUCACAUGGGUUUACUUAUGAUAAUAGUCAACAACCAGAUGUCCCGUAUUCUCAUUCACAAACAAACACACCGAUGCAGAACCUUGCUCACUUCUCAAGUGUAAUGGGUUAUACAAGUUCUUUGCCCAGUGCUUUGUUGGCUUCAACUGUUCAGACGGCAAGGGAGGAUGUCCCUUACUCACCUUUCCCUGUGACACAAUCAAUGCCUGCAAAAUAUAGCAACAUUGCUUCUUCAGUUGGUGGUCCCACCAUAUCCAUGUCUGAGGCUUUAAGAGCAAGCAGUAUUUCUACGCCUCAACCAAAUCCACAAACUCUGCCUGGUGCCAGCGUUGCAACUGGUCCUUCACUUCCUCAACACAUGGCUGUGCAUCCAUACUCUCAACCAACUCUUCCUUUGGGGCAUUUUGCUAAUAUGAUUAGCUAUCCGUUCUUGCCUCAAAGCUACACCUAUAUGCCAUCAGCUUUUCAGCAGGCUUUUCCCGGAAAUAGUACAUACCACCAGUCACUGGCAGCCGCUCUUCCCCAAUAUAAAAACAGUGUUUCUGUUAGCAGCUUGCCUCAAUCUGCUGCAGUUGCUUCUGGAUAUGGCUUUGGCAGUUCAAACAGCAUUCCCGGAGGAAACUUUCCUCUGAAUCCACCUGCUGCCCCUGCUGGCACAACCACUGGUUAUGAAGAUGUUAUAAACUCUCAGUUUAAGGACAGCAAUCAUAUGAUCUCCCUACAGCAGAAUGAGAAUUCUCCUAUGUGGGUUCACGGUCCUGCCUCCCGGACUAUGUCUGCAGUUCCAGGCAGCACAUAUUACAGCUUCCAGGGACAAAAUCAGCAAACGAGUGGAUUCCGGCAAAGUCAGCAGCAGCAACAGCAGCCGCCAUCACAGCAUUUCGGACCUCCUGGGUACCCGAAUUUCUAUUCUCAGACAGGCAUUUCUCUGGAGCACCACCACCACCAGCACCAACAGCAAAAUGCAAGGGAAGCAUCACUUGCUGGCGUUUCUCAAGUCCCUCAACCUUCCAAGCAAUCUCAGCAACUAUGGCAUAACAGCUACUAAUCACAGUUACCUCCUGGUUUUUCAGGGUCUUGACGUGAGUUUGAAAGUAGCCAAUCCGAGGCAGUUCUACGAAUUAAGGUGAAAAAUGUAUCAUUAUUUGGUCUCAACAGACCUUUGACUGGCUGCUGCCCUGUACCACGAGGUCCCCCCAUAAUUAUGGUUGUGAUGUUUAACGUAGUUACAACGUGUGCUAAUUUGGUUUCCUCAGUACAUUCUUUUUUUGUCCCCCCAUCCUUUAGUUGUUCCCUCCCUUGUUUGGAAAUCUCAGGUUUUGCCCCUUUUGUUUUUUGAUGCGCGUGUGGAAAAUAGUAUACUUUGUAUUCUCUUGAACAAAGACUUGUAAUUUUGAUCCGUCCACCUUAAAAUAUAACACAUCUUGUUUAAAUGUGGUGGAUUGAAUAAACAAUCGAAUGUAUGCUAGGGUUUUUAAAAAAAA